AGUCCCAAAGAGAUAACGACUUAUUACACAUCAGUAAUUAAGGUCAAAGGUGAGGCAUAUCUGUUAAAUCUGUCUUGGCAAAGAGCCUUUGGUAUCUUUCAGUCAUCUCUAGUAAAUGAUUCAUGGUGUCUUUCUUUUAAUCAGCUUCAAAGCACCAUAAAAAGUUAGAUGUGAAUUGCAUCUGAUAGUGCUGCUCUUUAAAGAAGUGUAAAUUGUCAGUCCCUGGAGUUGUAGGUAUGCUGUUCUAGCUGGGAAGUUUGAUUUUGAAGCUGAUGGACAGUAAGUGUAAGAAAUGACCGUGUUCAUCUGAAUCUCUGUUUUCUACCAGUAGAUCUUUUUAGCACAUGAUCUAAGCUAAUGAUGUCUUUGUAUGUGUGAGUGUGGUUUGUGUAUGAGAGGGGAUGGAGAGGCGCUCAUUAGGUAUUGAAUGAUAUGGUUCGAUGACAGUUGGAUGUUCAUUUUGACCUAAAGCAGAGAUGGAAAGUCUAAACUUCUGUUGGAUAUUGAUCAUUUUCCUUUAUACUGUCUAGUAACAGAAUAGCGCUAAGCCACAUACUGAAUUACCGAGUUAAUGAGUAACAAACAAUAGGUAGUAGUGGCAUGCUUCAUUAGUGGGUCACUUUUCAAUAAGUUUGGGAAGAAUGCUUCAGAAUGCUUGUGUGAGAGAGAGACUGACUUUUUGCCUCAACUGCAGAAAUUUGAGAGAUUUGGAAGUAACUGCUCUUUGUUUGUUCCAAGUCAGUUUUCUUAUUGCUGAGGUAGUGUCUUUUCACUUAGUUUUAAUUCCUGUAUGGUAAUGAGACAUGCCAAGCUUUGUAAUCCUUUGAACUUUUGGGACCCUUCUAAACACAAGUUCUGUUGACUUGAAAGGAAUAGAGUGUCUUAAAAUAAUAGUGUAAUGAAAGUAAUAAUUGUUGUAUCACAGUAAAACUGUUAAGCUGUUUGUAAUUGUUGAAACUAAUGGCCAAGUUCUUAACGUUUGGUGGUUGGAAGAAUGUUGUAGAACCAAAAAACAUCAUAUCUGGUUCAUAAAAAUGAAGCUAAUGCUUUUUUCUUUCUGAUUGUUUGGACUUUUUUUAGGCUGGUCCAUAUAGGCAUGUUUCACUAAGGUUCAGCUUUUGGUUAAGGGACUGAGCCUUUUCAGGAGUCUAGUUAAUACCAAAACUAGCACAUUUUAUUCUGAAUGUGAAGUGUGUGCCUCCGUAUCACAGACUCACAGCAUCCACAGGGACACUGAGCAUGGAACCGAGUCUGAGCAACUCAUCAAUGGCAGCAGCAACAGAGCGGGAAAGUUAUCAGGCAGCUUCGACAACGAAAAGAUUUGACUGCUGGCGCUCUUUUGAGGGAAAUCCUGGUCACGAUCAAGGUCACCUAGGAGGAGGGCUCACACACCAGAAAGACGGAGAGAGGAAAGGAGUGUUCCAACAGCUUAUCGCAUCAGUAAUAGUCCUGGAAACAGUAGGAAACGUGCACGAUCCAAAAGUCCCCAUGAAAAGAAGAAGAAGAGGCGGUCUAGGUCACGUACUAAGUCCAAAGCUAGGUCUCCUUCACCAGCUGUGUCAUCAGGCAAACCAUCCACACACAAAAAUUCUGUGCAUUCAGCUAGUGUCUCUCCUGUGGAGAGCAGGGAAUCCAGCCAGGAACGCUCCAGGGGAGUUUCUCAGGAAAAAGAUGGCCAAAUCUCUUCAGCGAUCGUGUCUUCAGUGCAGAGUAAAAUCACUCAGGAUCUUAUGGCCAAAGUGAGAGCAAUGCUUGCAGCUUCCAAAAACAUACAAACUAGUGCCUCCUGAGACCUGUUGAACUGACCAUCAAGAAAUUAUGUGAAAAAGAACAAUAUAAAAACUGCCUCAUCUCAAAUGUACAGCUGAGCUUAGCUCACUUGGUUCACAACUCUCUUGUCUAAUAUUACCAGACCUUGAGGAGCUAAAACCUAUCUUUCUGUACAGAACUGUCUCCUUGAAAUUUCAUUGAAUUUUUUCAGCCAGAAUAUCUUUGGAAAGUUUUUGGUUUUUGUAAAUUGAUUUUUUGACUAAUUCUUCAGUAACAUUUUAUGAUCAGCAGUCUAUAUGUGUAUAUUUGUAAAUACCAUGUUUCUGUGAUAAAAGUAUUACACAAUAAUAAAGAACGGAACAUCUUUCAUUA
This is a messenger RNA of Cygnus atratus (black swan), 2142 nucleotides long. RefSeq names its product splicing factor, suppressor of white-apricot homolog. The record is from RefSeq and is a predicted model, not a curated record. The transcript is spliced from 5 exons. NCBI's taxonomy places the organism in Eukaryota, Metazoa, Chordata, Aves, Anseriformes, Anatidae. The coding region runs from base 1240 to 1743 and encodes 167 amino acids.